Molecule: messenger RNA, 1585 nt
Organism: Spirodela intermedia
Lineage: Eukaryota; Viridiplantae; Streptophyta; Magnoliopsida; Alismatales; Araceae
Source: the annotation of a GenBank genome assembly
AUGAACAACCCGGGAAAGCAGUCCGAUGGCUACCCACCGCCCCCUUCGGUUGGGAUCCCCGCCGCUGGUGUCAACCAGUACUACAAACCGCCGGAGCAUCUGCCGCGGCCGCUGCAGGUUGAGCCUCAAGCGACGCUUACCCCAUGGUCAACGGGGCUCUGCCAAUGCUGCGACGACGUCGGCAACUGUAAGCCCCUUGUCUAUCAUCCUCUUUCCACCAAGAAACAGAAAGAAUAAAAGACCACGAUCUGAUAAGAGAUAUCCCUAAUGGUACCCUUUUUCAGGUUGCAUCACUUGCUGGUGCCCCUGCGUGACCUUCGGCAAGAUCGCUGAGAUCGUCGACCGGGGAUCAUCUUGUGAGUUCCAUCUCCUCUAAAUAAAAAUCGAAGAAUCUUCAGUUUGAUCUAAAGCUCCCUUUUGGAAUCUUCAGCCUGUGGGACGAGUGGAGCUCUGUACGGUCUCAUCUUGUGCGUAACGGGGUGUAGCUGCAUGUUCUCGUGCUUCUACCGGACCAGACUCAGGAGUCAGUACUCCCUGCCGGAGGGAUCAUGUCCCGACUGCCUCGUCCACUGCUGCUGCGAGUCAUGCGCCUUGUGCCAGGAAUACAGAGAGCUGAAGAACCGCGGCUUUGACAUGGACAUUGGUAAGUUUUCUGGCAAGAUCACGGGCCUAUCUCUUUGCGUCCUAAUGAAUACUUUUAUCACAAGGAUCUGGUAAGAGAUAUUUUCUUAACGGUGCGGGAAGUGCCUCCCCUAACUUGUGGAUAAGUUCAUUAAAGCAAUGCCGUGAGAUCGACGGCAUUUUGGCCACGUGCCGUAAUCACCCUUGCCCAUUCCCAAAGGGCAGCCAGAUCUAUGCUUUUAUCUCUCAUUUAUGUAAUCAUAUGUUUUAGGCAUGUAUAUUUGCCUGUGCUUCUCUUUUUACCUACAGAUAUAAGUUUGUCUUUGCCUAUCUGUGCUCAUAUCUACGUCUAUCUAUGAUUCAUCCUUAAUCUACUUACACAUAAUAGUACCUCUGGGCUUGCCACUAUUGACGAAUUAAUAAACUGUCGACAAUACGCAAUUCUCUCUCUCUCUCUCUCUCUCUUUUUCUCCACACCUUUCUCGACUCUUCCUUUCUUCCCCAGUUUCCAGUACAAUCCCAUGCGAGGUCGGCUGCCCAUCCUCGUACCCCUAGCCCUCAAAAUUCGCAGGGUAUUUCUCCUUUCCUCUCCGUCGCGUCCUUCACCACUGUGGCACCCGCUUUGAGAGCAGGUGGACUUGGCGUAUGCUUUUUCAUCCUGACGAGUGUUCCAUAAGAAUCAACCACGGAGCCUUGAGCUUCGACCUUUCCUUCAGGUCAUAGAUGGUUGCAAGCCGGCAGUCGCGACCCUAAUCUCGCUUAUUCACCCGCUCGUCUAUUUCUCAUCAAAGUGUAUAUACACAUAUCUUCCUAUCUGCCUCGUCAUUGUCUGUUUCUUUCACACAUUGCGCGCUGAUUUAGAAGCUACCUGUCGGAUUGAUAUGCAGGAUGGGUGGGGAACAUGGAGAGGCAACCUCGCGGAGUUAACGUACCGCCGCCGGUCGUGGGCGGCAUGGUCCGCUAA